ACCCUUCACCCUUUCACCUCUCUUUUCAUGCCAUAACCACACUUCCCACACUAUCUUAUCUAAUUUUUACCCCAUUUUUUUCGAAUUUAUUGCAUAAUAAAUUCUUGAAUUUUCUCUGAUUUUAGCUAUAAUGGCAUCAAUUGUGUAUCAAGGUCUACAAUCGUGCCUUGAACCUCAAGUAAUCGAAUCAUUUGUUCUCCGGCAAACCCUAUCUCCACCACCACCACCACCACCACCAAAGAUUCAAGAACCCCAAAACGGCGGAGAGAGAAACAGUGGGUGGAGUUUUCUUAAAGCUCUUGAAAACCCAUCAAUGGCUUCCAAGAAUUUUGAUGAAUCGGAUGAGGUGUAUGUACAUCCAAUGGUGAAACGCUCGGCUUCUGCAUUGAGUACAAAGAGCUUGGAAAUGUGUACGGAGAGUUUGGGAAGUGAAACGGGGAGUGACGUUAGUGAAAGUGGUGACGAAUUCUGUGCACUUUCAAUGGAGGAAAGAGAGAGGAUGAGGGGGAUUCAGAGGUCAAAGCACCAGAAUUUUGACCGCAAAAUACGCCGGAGUGACUUUCCUCCGCCCUUGACCUCCAUCAGCGGCUCCGACGGAACGGUUAAGGUGAGACAUCACCGAGAAGGUGGUCGGUUGGUUAUAAAAGCUGUAAGCUUUUCUAACUGUGGUACAAAUUUUCAAACUGAACGUACAAAUGGGAGACUUAAACUUUCUUUGUUCAAGGACUCUUCUGUAAAUUAUGAAAGUGAAAGGGUUGAAAUGGAACAAUACGAAGAAGGUGGUGAAAUGGAAUCAGAUGAUGAGGAUGAUGAUGAUGAUGACGACGAGGAGGAGGAGGUGGUGGUGGUGGCUGAAGCGGAAGAAGAGGAAGAGGAGGGUGGUGCUGGUGGUAGUAGGCGGUGGGACAUUGACGGAAACCGGUUGAAAGUUGCCGGAAACGGGGAGUUGCGAAGGCUAACAAGGUGCAAGGAGGGUGGAAAUGGGAACAAAGUGUUCGCAAAUUGGGGCACCCGCUAUUGGGUGGCAAUUUCUUAAAAAAAAAAAUUUAAUUAUUUAAAUUUAGAGAAUUUUUAGAUUCUCUAUUUAAUAUUAUAAUUUUAAUGGGUUUCAUUUUAAUUUUAUGAUUAUUUUUGAUAUCCUAUUUAUAGGAUAUUUUUAAUAGAAUGGUAGUUAUUAUGGUUAUUAGAAAUUGUCCAUUUUACUUUAA
Messenger RNA from Lactuca sativa (garden lettuce), 1208 nucleotides. Its product is annotated as protein FANTASTIC FOUR 3. NCBI's taxonomy places the organism in Eukaryota, Viridiplantae, Streptophyta, Magnoliopsida, Asterales, Asteraceae. The record is from RefSeq and is a predicted model, not a curated record.